GGGCAGACAAGCAUAUGUAAGCAUGUCAUCGCGCAGGAGCAGGAUUGACUUUUGGUUCGGAGAUAAUGGUAUCGUCAAGGUUGAAAUUUAUAAUGAUGCAUUAAAUACACAUCGUUCACUGCGUUGCCAGUCAUUUUCGUAAGCGGGUACUAUCGAAUAAUAUCGUUUAUGUAAAACAACUUAAAAAUAAUUCGGCGUAAUUUUAAUAUUGUGGAUAAACACAUAUCUAAAUUACUAUAAUAACAAGUGUGAGACAAUACGUAUUAAAUAGAUAUAUCUGAUUACUUACGAUUAUUCUUUGCUCGAUAGCUAUAGAUGAGAAAGUUCGCAGAGUAAUAAUUACACAAAGAGAAAUUAAAUGACAAAAUGAAGAAUUAUCUAGCUUUGUGUUGGACCAUACCACUUUUAUUAAUCUUCGCAAAAAUAAAUACGGUGAACUCUGGAAAAAUAUUAAUAAUAAUUCCAGCGCCAUCGUUCAGUCACCAGAUCGUUUACCAAAAUUUAAUACGUGAAUUGAGUAAACGCGGCCACGAAAUAGUUUACGUAACACCAAAUCCAAUACAGGAUAAAUCGCUAAAUAAUUAUAAGGAAAUCGACAUGAGCAUCGCAUACAAAACUUUAAGCACCGUUAACGUGACUCAGAUCUCAGUAGAUUACAAAAGUCUCACCAAAUUUGAGAUCGACGAAAUAGGACACUACUUGUUCCAGCAGUGGCUUAUAGACUUUUACAGUCUCCCGGAAGUGAGGAAAAUCAUUGAAAAUAGAAACGAAGAGAAAUUCGAUGUGGUUAUCUGCGAGGGCCUUACGGGUAUUGGUUACUUUGCCAUGGCUCACAUACUGAACGCUCCUCUAAUUGUUAUGACGUCCGUGGAUCUCCACAUGUAUCAUAAUUAUUUACUCGGAUCACCUAUUCUACCCUCGCAUCUCUCGAAUUUGGAAUUCGCCCAUCGGAUCAAACCGGACAUGUCCUUUUGGGACAGAAUUGUAAACUAUGUCCACUCUAUGUUCGCUUUGGGUCACUGGUACUACUAUAAUACGGGAAGGCACGAGAAAGUGGCGAGGAGUUUAAUUGGAUUCGAUAUACCGCCGCUAAUGGAUAUCGCGAAGAACGCCAGCUUAUUUAUAGUCAAUCAAGAUCUACUACUCGGAUACGCGACACCGUUACCACCCAACGUCAUUCAGUUCACUGGCAUGCACCUUUCGAAGGACUUUCCAGCUUUGUCAACAGAAUUGAAUGAAUUUUUGGGGAAUGCCACCAAUGGAUUUAUUUACAUGAGUCUAGGCUCUAAUGUGAAAUCGGUCUUUCUGCAAAAGCACUUAGUGAAAACGAUUUAUAAUGUCUUCUCUAGAUUACCGUACAAGAUUUUAUGGAAGUACGAAGCUGACGACAUACCAAGAAGCAGCAACAUUCUUACUGCCGAAUGGUUUCCUCAACGAAGUAUUCUUGCUCAUCCAAAUAUAAAAUUGUUUAUUCAACAAGGCGGACUGCAAAGUACAGAGGAAGCUAUCCAUCAUGGGGUACCAAUGAUCGGUAUUCCGAUGAUGUUCGACCAAUUCUAUCGAGUGCAGAAAUUAGAGUCGCUGGGUAUUGGCAGAAAACUCGAAGUCGAGGAAAUCAACGAGGACACGUUCCACGAAGUUGUUUACGAUGUACUCAAUAACAAAAGUUACAAAGAGAAAGUUAUGGAGUUAAGAAGAUUAAUGAAGGAUAAGCCGUACGAAAGUAAAGAGAACGUAAUUUGGUGGGUGGAGUACGUGAUGCGAAACAAAGGCGCGCCACAUCUUCGAUUCAGCGGCGCGGACGAGUCAUGGUUUCGACGGUACGAUACGGACAUUAUUGCGUUCCUAUCUAUCAUUUUAUUCCUCGUAACCAUUAUUUGUGCAAUAGCUUUCGUACGAAUUCUACGCUGGCUCUUCAAAUAUGCAUUGCUAAAGUCUGAUUACAAACCAUUGUUAAAUAAACACAAAAAUGAAUGAACUAGGGAAUAAAUACUGAUUUUAAUGUAUUGCAUACAUGUAAUUGAAUUUUUAGUUCUGAAGAUUAAAUCUAACUUAUUCAUCUUAAA
This is a messenger RNA of Ceratina calcarata, 2066 nucleotides long. Its product is annotated as UDP-glucuronosyltransferase 1-3-like. Bases 367 to 1977 code for a protein of 536 amino acids. Lineage: Eukaryota; Metazoa; Arthropoda; Insecta; Hymenoptera; Apidae. The record is from RefSeq and is a predicted model, not a curated record. Gene Ontology annotation, molecular function: UDP-glycosyltransferase activity. The transcript is spliced from 5 exons.